Stylophora pistillata is the source of this 910-nucleotide messenger RNA. RefSeq lists its product as uncharacterized. The record is from RefSeq and is a predicted model, not a curated record. Gene Ontology annotation, biological process: chromatin remodeling. Gene Ontology annotation, cellular component: Ino80 complex; nucleus. NCBI's taxonomy places the organism in Eukaryota, Metazoa, Cnidaria, Anthozoa, Scleractinia, Pocilloporidae.
UAUUUUGAUGGCGGCGGCCAUGAUGCCUGUUCCAGAGACCAAUAGCCAUGGUACAGACAGCCCAAACUACAGAGACAAAUACAAAACUUUGAAGAGAAAACUUAAGUUCCUGCUCUAUGAACAGGAAUACUUCCAAGAAGAGCUCAGAAGAGUGCAAAAGAAGCUUCUUCGUGUUUCUAGAGACAAAAGCUUUUUGCUUGAUAGACUUUUGCAGUAUGAAAAUGUGGAUCAUUCGUCAUCUGAUGAUGAUGGUACAGCAUCUUCCUCAGGAGUCAGUGAUAGUGAGGGACCAAAGGUGCCCAGUGCAGAAAAUCCACCACCAUCAAGUAACAGACCAAAGAAGACACAUGCUGUGAACCAUGGAAUUCCAGCAGAUAGUAUGGGCAUGUUACCUUAUCCUUCUUCAGAUGGAACAAGCAGUGCAGGAGGUGAGCCAGCUGCUGUUUCAAACAAGAAGAGUAUACAGUGUCAAUUUGUAAAUAAUGGAAAUCAGUGUCAAGAGAGAAUCAGUAAAAGAUCCAAGUCAGGGUACUGCUCUGCACAUAGAACAGCUAUACGCAUCUCUAAGCAAGCAGGAGGGACACCACCUAAACAACUGAACACACAUACCAAACCUAUUCUGGAGCCACAACGAGACAACUCAUCCAUGGUGGACCAACAACAAUUGGAGCGCCUUAAUCAACUUUCUGAGUCAAGUAGUUGUACAACUUCUCACGUGCCACAGGCCACUGAAGAACUACCACAGGAGAUGUUUAACGUGGAAGAUGAUGAAAGAGACAGUGAAAAUGAAGAUUCUCCUGGAUCGUCAAGUUUUCAUGGCAACAUAUAUGAGGGUGAUGAUGAUCUUGUAAUCGACUUACCAGAAUAGAGAAAAAUGAUUUGACCAUAAUAAAACCAUCAUUUUUAUGUA